Messenger RNA from Rangifer tarandus platyrhynchus (Svalbard reindeer), 468 nucleotides. The record is from the annotation of a GenBank genome assembly. Lineage: Eukaryota; Metazoa; Chordata; Mammalia; Artiodactyla; Cervidae.
AUGUUAGCAGCGCCGUUUAAUAAGCUGAUGCAGUUCACAGACGCGUUCUUAGUAGACCCUCUUAGCAGCGUGUUCGGCCAGCUGGCAGGAAGGCUGACCUCCGUGAUCAGCAAUGCCCGACCGUGGCCCCUGACCCGGGGCCGGAAGAUGGACCUCCGAAAGCAGCCGCAGCAGUCUGGCGAGAAGCUGCAUUUUCAGAUAGGCCAGCACUUUUGCCCCUCCGGCCACCCCCUCCACCAGGGCAGGUGGGAUGCGGGGUCCGAGAUCAGCACGGCCCCCAGAAACCCACCCAACCCUCCUCUGACCUGGUCAGGGCUGUGGUUGAAAGCGCGGGUUGAUUGUGAGUCUGGACGCCAGUCCGUGUCGCAGACCAGAGGGUCCGGGAACCCCCAGGAGGAGCGCUCACUGGGAGCUUUCUCAGCCCGCUCCCCGCCCCGCCUUCGGACCGGUCUCGGCUCUGCACUCUGA